This is a messenger RNA of Diachasma alloeum, 2824 nucleotides long. Its product is annotated as protein SMG8. The transcript is spliced from 5 exons. Bases 120 to 2801 code for a protein of 893 amino acids. The record is from RefSeq and is a predicted model, not a curated record. Gene Ontology annotation, biological process: nuclear-transcribed mRNA catabolic process, nonsense-mediated decay. Lineage: Eukaryota; Metazoa; Arthropoda; Insecta; Hymenoptera; Braconidae.
ACCUAUUUGAUGUGAAAGUGAAACCUACUCUGUGCUAGAGGUGUUUUUCUAAUAUCGAUAUAAUCGAUAAUAAAUAAUUAAAUAGUAAAAUAAAAAUAAAAAGUAUUAUUACUAGCCUUAUGCGACUGAGGAAAUUCUCAGUGCCAUGCAGCCCCGAAAAUUUCACACACACAGAAGAAAAAGUGGUAAUAGUGUCGGUAAUUGGAAAAUCACAACACCGCGCAAGAGGCAGCAAAACAGAGAUGAUUGGGACACAUCUACUCGUCGAUUUAGUUAAUCAUCCCUCUGUUAAUGUUGAUUCGUUGAGCGAAAUUGAAGGAUAUUACAAUUAUCAAGAAAGAACAAUUUAUCUUCAUUUACGAGGGCUCUUUGACACUGAUACUUUGAUCAAUGAAUAUGAUAAUUUCAUGAAGAAAUUUGAGUGCAAGGAUUUUCUCAGUGGCUGGGCCUACAUGCGUGAAAGAUAUGCCAAGGUUCUACUUGUAUUAUUUCACAUUUCUCACAUUAUUAUUCUCAGUCAUCCAACGCACACAUUCGACUACAGUUACGUGCAUUUAUUCAGAGCUUUGGACGUAAUAAGGCAAAAAAAUUUGGGCCAAAUUUCCACUUUAUUGACAUCAAUAUUAGGAAUACCCAAGAGUUGGUGUACCAACGGUCGUCCCUGCUCUCCCAGAGUUUUAUUUUACUUCGAGACUUGCCCUGGAGCAAUAAAAAACAUAAAGAAAUUAGAGCACUCUCUGGAGGACCAAAUCUAUCAUUUGCUAAGGAAACAUCGAAUCGUAACCAAUGUCAGUGCCAAUUCAUUGUUUGCCAUUCCGGCAAAUCAAGAAUUUGUCUAUGUCAAUAAUAGUGGGCCAACCGAGUCAAGAGAUAUGCUUGGUUACAUGAUUGAAAAAUUAAUGGCUAGUUGCAGAGUUAGCACACCAGCAAAUAACAAAAGUAUUAUCAAUGAUGAUUAUUCAUUCAGUGAAAAUAGGUCUUUCACUGUUUUUCUUCAGCAGCACAUUAAACUAGCAUUUGCUAAAGGUUUUGACGAUAAUGUCGGUCGACAUUCAACACCAGCCCACUUUGAAAUUCCCUCCGUCUCUACAUUUUUCCACACUGUCAAUGGUAUUUAUAAUUUUUUUGUCAAUUCACGAGAUAAAGAAUUGACAACAAGUCUUCAUGGAUUAUUAGAUACUGAUGUUAAAUUUAGUAAAAGUAGAUGCAAUAAAGUAUUGCCAAGGGCCUUCCAGACAUAUCAAGAUAAUUUACCCCAACAUUAUGGACGAGCUUAUCACGAAAAUAAACUCACACAUGCAAUGGCAGUAUUUGAGAUGCACGCACGUGGACCCUUAUUUGAUGAAUUUGCUGCCAAACUUCAUAGUGAAUGUGAUAAUCACUGGAAAACUGGAAGACAAAUGUGUGAGGUAUUGUCUCUGACUGGAAAUCCUUGUACAAAUCCCCUACAUAAUGGAGGAAGUGAAGGAGCUGGUGGGGGAGAACAUGCUAAUGGAGACAAAGAAGAUAAUGAUCUACCUCUUAUGGAACACUGCUCUGGUGUUAGAUACAUUUGUGCAUGCAAUUGCGGACGUUGUCAGGGGCCUAGAGAUGAUCCUUUCAAUGUUAGGCAUGCUAAUUACGACUGGUUUCAAAUAAUGGCAAAGCAGUGUGGUUGUGCUCAGUUGGAAACUGUCCAAUUUCCUAUUUUCCAGCCCAGUACCCAUAAUUACAGAGCAGCACAACUUUUUCCCGGAACAAAGAGAAAAGAUUCAUUUGGUCGAGUUGAUUUAUCAACUCCACAAGGACAAACACAAGCAUGCAGUUUAGCUGAUGGUACUCUGCAUGGUUAUGGCAGUGCUGGACAAUCUCAAUUCACCAACGAUCCCAAUGAAGAUGAUCAUCAGAAAAUUGAUAAAACAAGUCUAACACCAAGUGAUGGACACAAAGUUGUCAUACAAGUGUCUGAUGAUAAUUCUGACAACUUGAAGGAAAAAUCGUUGAUACGACAACCAUCAACAACAGAAUAUUUACCAGGCAUGUUGCACACUGAAUCACCAGCUGGACUUUUGCCACAGUUCUCCAGUUGGUCCUUAGUUUGUCUUGGACCUAGCAGUCUCUAUUCCCAUAAUUUGGGACUGCAACAUCAAACAGGUGUUUUACAAAAUUCUGCCUUCCUUUUACCUUGGGACGUGACUGUUCGACUUGAACAUCAAAAAGAUCGAGGAGCAUUUUGGCCAAUUGUUGGAGAUCAGUCGAGCACCCAUGGAUUUGGCUCUCGGGGAAAGAGUUUUCAAAAUUCAAAUGCCUUGAAGUGUCGAAAAUCUAAAGGUGGAAAAGAAUUUGUUGUGAAAAUUUUUGUUGGAGUUGAGUAUGAGUGCCCGAGGGGUCAUCGAUUUAUGGCUGCAGCACCUGAUAAGGUCUUGAAAGCAACAGGAAAUGGAAUUGUCAAAGACAGCGGGAACAAAGUAACCUCCAGUACAGCUGAUAUGCCACUUUAUUUUCCCUGUCCGUGCAGACAAACUAAACCGCUGAUUGCUCAAUUAAUGAGAAUCCACGUAGUUACACCAAAAGCACCUGUUCACGUAACAUUGAAUCCAAGAGUCCAACCCGGUCCUCCACCGGCACCAAUUUUCAUAACUGGCUGUGAAGAAGAACCCAUCAAAUUAUCACAAAGUGCUUAUUGGGUAUUGAGACUGCCUUAUGUUUACAUGGGUGAAAAAGGCCCUUAUUUAGCGCCAAAAGAGCCCGUGCCAAUUUCGCAUGGUCGAUUGCUUGCUGGUAUGUACGGUAUUAGUGAAGUUGUGCCUGAAAAAAAAUGAAUCUUGAUAUAUUAUUGUCUUUA